AAUGGCCAAUAAAACGUUUGUAAUAAGUGAGACCUCUCAAAAUGUUAAACAUAUACAGUGCACAGAACAUAGAUACAGAUGAGGCCCACUGUAAAUGCAAAAAAAUGAUUUUAAAUAAUCAGCCACGCAAUAAUAUAGCAACAUGCACCACUUGCUGACACUAUCAAUAAUUUUCACAAAUAGCUUAAGUGAAAAGAGCUAACAUAAAUGGCCAUGGAUAACUGAGCUUAGUACCAGUCAAUCAGAUCAUUAAGUCUGGUGACCUGCCCUUUCUUUUUAACCUUCGCCCACCGAGAGAGGUGGUGCAGUGGUUAGCACACUGGACUCGCAUUCGGGAGGAUGACGGUUCAAUCCCGUCUCCAGCCAACCUGAUUAUUGUUUUCCAUGACUUCCCUAAAUAGUUUCAGGCAAAUGACGGGAUGGUUCCUUUCAAAGGGCAUGGCCGAUUUCCUUCCCCAUCCUUCCCUAACCUGAGCUUUCGCUCCGUCUCUAAUGACCUCGUUGUCGACGGGACGUUAAACAACACCAACCUAACCUAACCUUCCCUAACCUCUCUAUCCCUCAGGUCACUCGCCCCAUCCCCUACCAAGGAAGGAACUCUUGGUUCCAAAAGCCAGGAAGUGUCACUUUUGUGAGCAUCUGUUGGCAAUACUAUACAUUUUGCCACCUGGGGUGAAGUGUUGGCCAGAAGAUCUGUCUAAUGGUUUUUUUAUGUGAGAUUAUGAAAUUAAUUCAUCGGUAAAAUGGUCACAUUAUAAAGAUUUCAUGGAAUUACUCCAUCUAAACAUAGCAUGUUGGUCACGAAAUUCACAAGUUAGUUGCGAACUAAGCAAAAAGAGGUAAGUUUGGAAAUACUGUAUUUUUUUGGGUGCAGUUGUCAAAACUACAUGGCAAAUGUUGUUGAGCAAAAUGACAUGCUUUCCCUUGUACUUAUCUCUACCAUAUCAUGAAUAUGAACCAAGAAAUCUCCUCCAUGGCUGUGUGUUUGGACGUCCACACAUAGUUCCCCAUUUUGCCACUGGAAGUUUUUGAAUAUUCUUCCUAUAAAAAAGAAGCUUUGAUGUUAAUUAUUUACUAAAUGGUUCAUGAAGAAAAUGGGAGUUAGUGAUGUGCAGUUUUUUGUUUUGUUUCUGACAGCUGUUGUGGACGUUGCCUUGGAAUGAUUGCAUGAAGCUCCAUGUUCACCAGGGUGUAGGAAUUUUAGCCUGUGAACUCAGUGUAUGUGUUUACUUACAAUAUCACGUAAUUCUUUAACAGAAAUUGGCAUGUAGUUCCACAAGUGCACACAAAUUUCUCAAGUGCCUGUCUGAUCUGUGGCAGUACGUCAGUUUUCAAAGAUGAAUAAAAAAAUGAAGCCAGAGUAACAAGCCACAUUUCAUAUAUCAUGGCAAAAAUGGUACAUAAAGCUCUAUAAUUUUCAGUGUAUUUGAUGCCCUUCGUGGUUCCAAUAACAAUUCAUCAGAACAGAACCAGAGAGCAGGGAGCAGCACAGCUUGUAGAAAGAUUGCUUAGUUUUGUGGUGUCUACUCAGUCUUUGCCAUACACAAGUUACACUAACAGGGGAAUGGUGACAACUCAUUACUGUCAUAUUCGUAAUUGUCUCUGUCAAAGGGAAAAUACAUUUAAAGUAAGUACAUGAAUAAAUAGAUCAGUUUUGUUCUUGAAUAUUUCAACAUUUGAGACUCCUCAAGUGGUACACUAAUUAAAAUGGAACCAAGCUGUAAUUGAUGCAAAUGCCCCACUAGCUUUGACAAAGGUGCAUCAGCAAAAGCAUUUACAACUGCAUGGUGCCUCUGGCCAUAGCCAAAACCAUUAUGGAUGUAGGUGUGGUAGGAUGUUGAUGACAGAAUUGCUUAAGUCCUUUUUGGAUAGUAGAGAUCUCAGUGAAGAUGUGUGAUUGCAGUCAUGAUGGGCAUAGCAUGCAUGUUUUGACACCCUACAGUAUCCAUGCAUGUGAGUGAUCCACAUCUACAGACUCGUAGACUACUGCAGAGACGAUGAGAAUUAGUAGAAUGCAGCAAAUUAAAUUUGAUAUAGUUGCUUACUAAAUGAUGCCAACUUGUAGACCUGUUUUCUGGGAUCAUAUUACUAGAAUUAGGCAUGGUGAUACGGAAGCAAUUGUUGUCUAUACUUAUAAUACAAUUAUGUUAGUUUUCAGGAAUUUCUUUCCGUGUGAGGUGCAUUAAUGUUGAUAGUGGUAUGACAAUAAAUCGUACCCCUUAUGCAUUGUUGGUUUUCUGGAAUCUUCGGAACUGAACAUGUUUUUUUCCAAAAGGGACAUUGUCAUGCUGUUAUGUUCAACACUGUAAUGGUCACGGACCAGAAUGCGAGGAGAGAGUUGUCAUUUGGGUUUCAAGAGGACCUGUUCUAUGUAAUUGCAUUGCACCAAGUUUAUUUUGACACUUUGCUAAAGUGAUGAAUUAAGAGUUUGGAAAUGUUUUGUUGGUUGUCAGGGUCAAAGUGAGUAAUGAUUCGGUUUAUUUGUGGAAGGUGCACACAAUUAUCUGUGAUGUCAGUGAGUGAACAGUAUUGCCAGUAGCUUCCAUUGGCAGAUCACAUUAUUAUUUGACUAGUUAUAAAAAGUCUACCACAGAUAGUCAUAACAUUGAAUGAUUAAUUCGGAAAAGUAAUACAGUAAUGCUAAACUUAGGUGCUGAAAUGAAAUUUAACUGUUAAUGUGAACAUGGUUGGGUGUAGGCAUUAUUGGGAUCUGUGUUUCUUACAAAACCAAUAAAUGACGUAUGGACUGCUAUCCUUUCAAGGUUACAUUUUUCACCCUAAUCCGAAGAACUUUAAUAUUAAUAAAGUAAAGAGACACAUAAUCUUAUUAGCCAACAGAGUCAGAUUCAAUUAACAGUGAAACAUUUUCUCUGCGAAUCAUUCCCCACCCAUGUCCAGUCACUGCAAAUUAAUAUAAAAGGAGGUAAUGAGGAGGCGACAAGCUGUGCUAUUAAGUUUAAUUUGGCAGAGACGUUAUACAAAAGUUCUACGAGCUGCAGAUAUAGAGAUAGUGUUUGAAUGUCUGUGUGUGCUGGGAUUGCCUUACAAGUACUGAAAGACAGUAUGCUGGGAUUCACAAUUGUAGUGUCUGUUCUUGCAUUCUGAACUUCUUGAUAGCUUCAUACAGCAGACCAGACUUUCAAAGAAUUACAUUAGUGCAGUGACUGUAUUUUACAGUGUCAGUAUAUUUUUAUGCAAUAUUUUUUCAGACAUGCAUGCAUGUCCAAAAGGAACAUUGCAUUGAACUAUACAGACACUGCACUAAUUUAUUUCAUGCCAAACCCAGUGAAAGCUGUUGAGAAAAAUAAAGAAGUGUCUCCCUUUGCACAACUCGCAUAAUUGUGUGAUGCCUAUAGAAAGCAGACACAAGGACAUAUGGAGACUUGGGUCAGUUGUGGAAGCAUGUUUGUAUAGCUGUUGUUAACACAACCACCUGUGACAAGCGGGAAAUCAGGAUAAAUUUCCAGUAAAUUACAUAGCUGUUGCGGUACCGUAUUCGCAGUCAGUGGUACGUUUCAUGUUUCAGGGUAGUGCCUGUGAUUUCUUAUGGAUGUUCUGUAUAGGCUGCUGCUGUUAAGUUUUAUAGGCAGGACCUGCAAAUGCGUAUUUCAUUUUUUCCUAAUGGUUAUUUUUCAGGUACAAUAAGGGUGUGUUGCCUUUAUGUACUGGAAGGAUUACAGCAUCACCGUUAUUCAUAUAUUGUUGCAGAUUUGUCUCCUCUUCACUUGAGGUGCUCAAACAUGUCUAAGUAUGCAGUGUGAGGAAUAUGGAAUUGACGAGAUGCCACAAGUCUUUGUGCACCCUAAAUUACCAGAAACUGUUGUUGUUGGUCCCUGGAAUGUGAAUGAACUUGAUCUGGAUAUGAAGCAACAAGAAGUAAUUGUUGAUGUAGCUUGUGGCAUUGCAGUUCUAAGAGGAGCUGAUGUUUUUGCACCUGGUGUGAUGGGGAUGCAAACAGGUACACAGAUUGGAGAUAUUGUAAGUGUUUUUGCAGAUGUCUCCAAAAAUUGCAAGAAAGGUUUGCAGUGUGUCUACCCUGAUGACCAGAAAUAUUUUGUUGGGAAUGGUAUUGUAAGGAUGUCAAGAAAACAACUCUAUGGCAAGGAUGCUCAGCCAAAUGGAGUGGCUGUAAGGAUGCUGUCUCGUCCUUCAGGGUGUCCCUCUGUUCCAUCACUUUUGGGUAUGGCAAUCCUGCAGAACCUACCAUCAAUACUUACAUGCCAUGCACUGGAUCUUUCACCAGGGCAUUAUGUUCUUGAUUGCUGUGCCGCUCCUGGGAACAAAACACUGCACAUAGCAAGUUUGAUGAAUGACAAGGGACGGAUUGUUGCUGUUGACAAGACACAGGGAAAAGUGAAUAUUAUUAAAAGAAAAUGUGAAGAGUUCUCUGUAAAAUGUGUGGAAACAUAUGUUGGGGACACUACAAAAUCAGUUCAAACCCCUGACACAAACAUGUGUAAGGCAGGUGAAGAUCACUCCUUGCCGCACUGCCCACUAUUUCCUCCUGAAUCAUUUGAUCGUGUCCUGUUAGAUGCACCAUGCAGUGCUUUGGGGCAGAGGCCACAGUUACGCAAUGAUAUCAGCAUACAACAGUUACAGUCAUACCCUAUUCUUCAGCGUAAACUUUUCAAAGCUGCAUACACUUUGCUGAAGCCAGGUGGUUAUCUUGUGUACAGUACAUGCACAGUGAAUGUAGCAGAAAACGAGGCAAUUGUUGGCUGGGCACUUAAGACAUACCCAGAGCUUGUUCUUGAGCCAAUAAUACCAAGUAUUGGAGGACCUGGAAUUCCUCAUGCUGGAAACCUGACAGAAGAACAGACUGAAUGUGUUCAGAGAUUUGGUCCACCAGUGGAGGGUUCUGUUAAGGGCUGUGAUACGGACACUGUUGGUUUCUUUAUUGCUCGUUUUCGAAAGAAAGUGCUGCACCAAAGUUGAUGGUGUCUGUGAUCUGUAUUCUCUCUGUAAGAAAUUGUAUUGAAGCUUUUACAUUAAAAUUUUUAUGAAAUUCUAA
This is a messenger RNA of Schistocerca gregaria, 5011 nucleotides long. Its product is annotated as tRNA (cytosine(72)-C(5))-methyltransferase NSUN6. Gene Ontology annotation, molecular function: RNA binding; methyltransferase activity. The transcript is spliced from 6 exons. The coding region runs from base 3751 to 4935 and encodes 394 amino acids. Gene Ontology annotation, biological process: RNA methylation. NCBI's taxonomy places the organism in Eukaryota, Metazoa, Arthropoda, Insecta, Orthoptera, Acrididae. The record is from RefSeq and is a predicted model, not a curated record.